Molecule: messenger RNA, 474 nt
Organism: Ilex paraguariensis (yerba mate)
Lineage: Eukaryota; Viridiplantae; Streptophyta; Magnoliopsida; Aquifoliales; Aquifoliaceae
Source: the annotation of a GenBank genome assembly
AUGAAAUUAGGCAAAAAUUUGCAAGUAGUACAGAAAGUGCAACAUAGGAGUGUGUUUGAUGUUCCAAAGGUGGAAGCUAUGCCAAGAGAUGACGACGAAGGGGUGAUCAGUAAUGAUGAAGCAUAUCAACAGAAUGAGUCCUGCAUUAUUGAUGGGAUUGUCCAAGUAGAAGUACAUGAAUUGGGGCCAUUGAAUAGAGAUGACGUUGAUUCAAAUCGUAUUAAUACAAGUGAUGUGGAUAACGAGGGAGUAGAUGACGCAAAUAGUGAAGAAAGUGAUGGACAAGAUGACACACUAGACGAUUAUUGUACUGAUGAAGAAGAGAAUAUGUGUGCCGAUGAUGAUGCAAUCCAGACUUUCGUCGGAGGAGUGGUCCUUCGUCGAACUCCUUCUCAAACCUCAGAUCUUUCACUAGAGGAGUGGUUCUUCGUCAGAGGUAGGGUCCAGCGCCGAAGUGAUCUUCGUCAGCGGUAA